CUACUAAGGGGAAGUGACUCCCGAUUCCUUUUUAAUUCACCUCGAACACGCACUUUAAAGAAAAAUCUAAAUAAAUGAAGUCUGCAGUAUUAAGAAUGGCUGAUCUGGAAGUUGGACAAGCUUUAAAGACAGUAUAUCAACGGAUGGAACAAGGGUUCUUGCGACGCCCUCCGAAUUCAUCUAAAAUUCCUCCACGCCUUGUUGCUGUUAGUAAAACUAAACCAGUUGAAAUGAUCAUCAGUGCUUACAAUAAUGGACAGUUGCACUUUGGGGAAAAUUAUAUUCAGGAGAUAGAAGCAAAAGGAAACCAUCCUGAUAUUGUAGCUCAAUGUGAAAAUAUCAAAUGGCAUUUCAUUGGCAACCUGCAGCGUAACAAAAUAAAUAAAUUACUUAAUACUCCAAAUUUAUUUAUGGUUGAAUCCGUAAACUCCAUAAAAUUAGCAAAUUCUUUGGACCAGUCCUGCAGCAAAUACCAAUCCCUUGUGCCUCUCCGUGUGAUGGUUCAAAUAAAUACAAGUGCGGAGGAAAGUAAAAGUGGUUGUCAUCCAAAUGAGGUUAAAGACAUUGUGGAAUUUGUCAUUAACCAGUGUCCCAACUUGAAGUUCUGUGGCUUGAUGACAAUUGGUUCAUUCAAUCAUGAUCUCAGUAAAGGCCCAAACCCAGAUUUCCAGAUUGAAUCAGGAAGCAGUAAUGUUCGUGUGGGUAGUCUCAUUUUUGGUGCUCGUUCAUAUCCUGCAAAAGCUCAAGGAGACAACCAUCUCACAAAUAGUGACGAGAAAUCAAAAUGAUAAACCUUAACUCAAGAAGUAUUCUUUAUUAAACUGUAUGACUUAGAACUUUCCAUUUGACUAAAGUAGGCAACAAGAAUCAUUUUGAAAUUCCUUAAAGAGAUUUAUACAGCAUUCUAGUCUAGGACAACAUCUACAAGUAAACUGAACCAUAUGAAACAUGUUAUAUUUAACUGUUUGGCAUUCAGAUUACUCUAAUACAUGUCAAGUUGAUUUAUUCACAUUAUUUUGAAUUAAUUAUGCUUUGAGAUUUCAAUAAUGCAAUUGUUUAUUUUUAGAAUGACAUUGUUGUGUAGGUACAAGAAGCUAAGAUCUAGCUGGUUUUAACAUAAAACAGAUUGGAUAUUUUGGCUGAAUAUGUCCAGGUUAAAUGCUAAAGGGUCAAAAAUAAAAACUAGAAAAAAUAUUGCUGUUGACUCUUUGGAAAAAAAAAUGUUUCCAUCAAGAAAUGUUUAAUGACGUUGACGAAAAUAAAACAAAGGAUUUAAUUUUUUUAAA
This is a messenger RNA of Octopus bimaculoides (California two-spot octopus), 1286 nucleotides long. RefSeq names its product pyridoxal phosphate homeostasis protein. The record is from RefSeq and is a predicted model, not a curated record. NCBI's taxonomy places the organism in Eukaryota, Metazoa, Mollusca, Cephalopoda, Octopoda, Octopodidae. Gene Ontology annotation, molecular function: pyridoxal phosphate binding. Gene Ontology annotation, cellular component: intracellular anatomical structure.